AUGCUUGCGAUUCUCGCCCUCGCGGGCGUCGCAGUGCCUGGCCCGCGCACGGCACACCUCGGUGCAACCACGACGCUCGCGCCGCCGCGCUCGCGGAUCGCUGCUGCCGUGCGAAGAAACGGCAGCAGCCUUCCGGCGGGCGGCGCAGUCUGGCCGACGGCGAUCUACUGGGCGAUGUUGCAGGUUGGCACGCCGCCGCGAAGCUUCCCAGCGGCCAUCGAUUCGGGGUCGGGCGAUCUCGACAUCGCCGCCCUUGGCUGUGAUGGCUGCGUCACCGCGCCACCCAAUAAUCAGUACGAUCACGCGGCGUCAUCGACGUCCAAGCCGGCGUUCCCAUUCGUCUUUCGCAACACCUACGAGACGUGCGAUCUCAAGCACCCCACCAAGCCGUGCUCGAUCGGAGGCAAGCUGUACACGGACGUGGUGUCGAUGGGCGGCCUCGGACCAGUCCCGGUCAAGCUCGGCGCCAUCGAGAGCCAGGACACUAACUUCGACCAGUUUGCGCAGAUCGACGGCGUGGUCGGCUUCACAAGUGGCGGCAGCGAGGACGUCUUCUCUCAGCUCGUCGCCGCCAAGGCGUGCGACAACAUCUGGUCCAUUUGCAUGCACCGCGGCUCAAAGUCGAACGGCACCCUCACCCUCGGCGGCGUCGACUCUCGCCUGUCCGACGGACCAAUGGUCUACGUGCCCGACGUCGGCCGGGGCUUUCGUGCGGUCCAGGUCGCCUCUUUCACGCUGGUGAAGAACACCUCGUCCGCCGCCGUCGCCGCGGGCACCGCUGUGCUGCCCGUCACGCUGCCCGUGCAGAGGAGCGCGAUCCUCGACACUGGGACCAACGUGCUGCUGCUGCCGCCCGAGCUGCUCUCGCGCCUCGGCGAGGCGAUGUGCGCCGACGCGAGCCUCGCCCACUGCCGCACGCUGUGGGGCGACCCGCUCUCGAGCAGCAGCUGCGUCGCGCUCAGCGAGGACGAGGUGGAUGCGUACCCGUCCCUGCGGAUGCAGCUCGACGGGACGGCCCUAGAAAUGAGCGGUCGCGACUACCUGCUCCGGGGCUCGCCCCUCGCCUCGCACGGCGGCGAGUACUGCCUCGGCAUCCGCUCCGGCGGGGAGCUCUUCAUCAUCGGCGACACGACGAUGCGCAACUACCUCCUCGCGUUCGACCUCGGUGGUCGGCGUGUCGGGUGGGCACCAGUCAAUCGCAAGCGGGGCGGCUGCGGCUCGGUCGACGAGGGCGAGGGACACGACAGGCUCGCAGAGCGGUGCACGGCACACUAG
Messenger RNA from Emiliania huxleyi CCMP1516, 1275 nucleotides. RefSeq lists its product as hypothetical. Bases 1 to 1275 code for a protein of 424 amino acids. Gene Ontology annotation, molecular function: aspartic-type endopeptidase activity. Gene Ontology annotation, biological process: proteolysis. The transcript has 3 exons. The record is from RefSeq and is a predicted model, not a curated record. NCBI's taxonomy places the organism in Eukaryota, Haptophyta, Isochrysidales, Noelaerhabdaceae.